GGGGGAUAUAUUUCUAUUCUCUCAGUGCCUUUAAUUUAUUUGCAGCCGUCCUUCCCUUUAACACACUGAGCCCCUUUCCUAUUUAAUCUCCAAUUGGGGCGGGAGGAGGAGGGCAGAGGAAGAGAGAGAUCGAGGGACUGAGAGAGAUGAGCAGAGGAGAGGAAGAGGAGGAGAGAUGAAGAGAUUCAGAUUAGUGAAGCCGAGCUGAAUUUCUCUCAGCCUCUCGCCCUCUUUUCACAUCCCUCGGCUUCGUCACAGAAAAGAAAAAAAUUGAGCGCAUCAGAUGAACCUGCUGUGAGUGAGGAGCAGCUGGGGCAACUCGACCAAGUGGACCGGGCCAGCAUGCAAAGUUUUGUUUGUUUGUUUGGUGAGGAGCCAUGAAGAUGGGACCAAUAUGAACACUUGAAGCGGACCACCAGAAGACAUGCAGCACAACCACAAAAGCGCGGCACGUAACGGCUAUGCCAACGCUGUGGACGGUGAAGAUGGUGGCGGCGAGGGUGAGGAGGGCGGAGAGGAAGACAGAGGAGGAGGCGGCGGCGGCGGCGGAGGUGCGGGAGAGGACAGAGGCGGAGGGGACUGGGACGAGGAGCUGGAGGGCCAGGACCAGGGAGUGCGAAUGACCAGGACAGACACCCUCCACUCAACCACCAGUUCCACUGGAACGCAACGUAGGAGGGGACAGCACGCUAAGAAACAGGUCCAGGGGAGCAAUCAGGUCCAGCGAGCGCCCCGAGCGCUGUUCUGCCUGAAGCUCAACAACCCGAUCAGACGUGCUGCGCUCUCCAUUGUUGAAUGGAAGCCUUUUGACAUCUUCAUCCUGUUAGCCAUCUUCGCUAACUGUGUUGCGUUGGGGGUGUCCAAGCCCUUUCCUGAGGACGACUCCAACUCCACCAAUCACGACCUGGAACAAGUGGAGUAUGUGUUCCUCAUCAUCUUCACGGUGGAAACCUUCCUGAAGAUCCUGGCUUAUGGUCUGGUCAUGCACCCGAGUUCUUACAUCCGCAAUGGCUGGAACCUUCUGGAUUUUGUUAUUGUCAUCGUCGGGUUGUUCAGUGUCGUCCUGGAGACCAUGACGCACAAGUCAGGCGAACAGGCCAGCACGCACCACAUGCCGGGCAAACCUGGAGGUCUGGACGUCAAAGCUCUGCGCGCCUUCCGGGUCUUGCGGCCCCUCAGGCUGGUUUCCGGAGUUCCCAGUCUGCAGAUUGUGCUGAACUCCAUCAUGAAGGCCAUGGUUCCGCUGCUCCACAUCGCUCUGCUGGUCCUCUUCGUCAUCAUCAUCUACGCCAUCAUCGGCCUGGAGCUCUUCAUUGGACGCAUGCACAGGACUUGCUACUACAUCGAAACCGAUACGUAUGUGGAGGACGACCCGGUGCCGUGCGCCUUCGCGGGUCACGGCCGCCAGUGCGCGGUGAACGGUUCCGAGUGUCGCGGGCGUUGGGACGGGCCCAACGGCGGCAUCACCAAUUUCGACAACUUCUUCUUCGCCAUGUUGACGGUGUUCCAGUGCAUCACCAUGGAGGGCUGGACCGACGUCCUCUACUGGAUGAACGACGCCAUCGGCUUUGAGCUGCCGUGGGUCUAUUUCGUCAGCCUGGUCAUCUUCGGCUCCUUCUUCGUUCUCAACCUGGUUCUCGGUGUCCUCAGCGGAGAGUUCAGCAAGGAGAGGGAGAAGGCGAAGGCUCGCGGAGAUUUCCAGAAGCUCCGUGAGAAGCAGCAGAUGGAGGAGGACCUGUGUGGAUACAUGGACUGGAUCACUCAGGCGGAGGACAUGGAUGAGCUGGAAGAGGAAGGAAACCACCGUCCAUCUCUCGGUGAUUUGUCGGAUAAGAAGAGAGGGAAGUUUGGAUGGUUCAGUCACUCCAAUGAGACACAUGCAAGUCUUCCUGCCAGCGAAACGGCGUCGGAGAACACGGAAAACAUCGAUGAAGAACACACCAACUGCUGCCAGGCCUGCUGUGCUCGAAUGAUGAAGAUCGGCUGCUGUCGGACCCUGCGACGCUGGAACCGAGUGUGUCGCAGGAACUGUCGCACGGCCGUCAAAUCGGUGACCUUCUAUUGGCUGGUCCUGCUGCUCGUCUUCCUCAACACUUCCCUCAGCGCCUCCGAGCACUACGACCAACCCGAUUGGCUGACGCAGGUGCAGGAUAUUGCCAACAAGGUGCUGCUGUCGCUCUUCACGGUGGAGAUGCUGCUGAAGAUGUACAGCCUGGGCCUGGCGCAUUACUUUGUGGCGUUCUUCAACCGCUUCGACUGCUUCGUGGUUUGCGGCGGCAUCGUGGAGACCAUCCUGGUGGAGCUGGAGAUCAUGCCGCCGCUGGGAAUCUCCGUGCUGCGUUGCGUCCGCCUGCUGCGUAUCUUCAAGGUCACGCGCCAUUGGACGGCUCUGUCCAACCUGGUGGCGUCUCUGCUCAACUCGAUGAAGUCUAUCGCCUCGCUACUGCUGCUCCUCUUCCUCUUCCUCAUCAUCUUCGCCCUGCUGGGCAUGCAGCUCUUUGGCGGCAAGUUCAAUUUCGACGAGACGCAGACCAAGCGCAGCACCUUUGACGCCUUCCCGCAGGCGCUGCUCACCUGCUUCCAGAUCCUGACAGGCGAGGACUGGAACGUGGUGAUGUACGACGGCAUCAUGGCGUACGGCGGCCCCGUCUUUCCCGGGAUGAUCGUCUGCAUCUACUUUGUCAUCCUCUUCAUUUGCGGCAACUACAUCCUGCUCAACGUCUUCUUGGCCAUCGCUGUGGACAAUUUGGCCGGAGGGGAUGGAGAUGACAAGGCCAAAGAGAAAAAGACGGACGGAACGGACGAAGAGGCGGAGGAGGAGGAGAAGGAAGUGAAGGUGGACAUUGAUGAAGACACCGAGUACGAGGAAGAGGAGGAGCUACCGGAAGGCGAAGAUGACGGCGGCGUGCAGCUGAAGAUGGCUGACCUGGCACCACCCAAGGAAAAGGUUCUUCCCAUCCCAGAAGGCAGCGCUUUCUUCUGCCUCAGCAAGACCAACCCCAUCCGAGUGGCGUGCCACACUUUGAUCCACCACCACAUCUUCACCAACCUCAUCCUGGUCUUCAUCAUCCUCAGCUCAUGCUCAUUGGCCGCUGAGGAUCCCAUCAGGGCGCACUCCUUCCGGAACAAUGUCUUAGGUUACGCCGACUACGCCUUCACCUCCAUCUUCACCGUGGAAAUCCUGUUCAAGAUGACGGUUCACGGAGCGUUCCUGCACCAGGGUUCCUUCUGCAGGAACUGGUUCAACUUGCUGGAUCUCCUCGUCGUCAGCGUCUCACUCGUCUCUUUCUUCCUACAUUCCAGCGCCAUCUCGGUGGUCAAGAUCCUGAGGGUCCUUCGUGUGCUCAGGCCCCUGAGGGCCAUCAACAGAGCCAAAGGCCUCAAGCACGUGGUCCAGUGUGUGUUCGUGGCCAUCAGGACCAUCGGGAACAUUAUGAUCGUGACGACGUUGCUCCAGUUCAUGUUUGCGUGCAUUGGCGUCCAACUGUUCAAGGGUAAAUUCUAUCGGUGUACCGAUGAGGCCAAACACACUCCUGAGCAGUGCAAAGGGACGUUUGUGGUGUACAAAGACGGAGACGUGAAUCAUCCGAUGGUGCGGGAAAGAAUUUGGCACAACAGUGACUUCAAUUUUGACAACGUGCUCAUGGGAAUGAUGGCGCUCUUCACUGUGUCCACCUUUGAGGGCUGGCCUGCUCUGCUCUACAAGGCCAUCGACGCCAACGGGGAGAACUCGGGUCCCAUCUACAACUACCGCGUGGAAAUUUCCAUCUUCUUCAUCGUCUACAUCAUCAUCAUUGCCUUCUUCAUGAUGAACAUCUUCGUGGGUUUCGUCAUCAUCACAUUCAGGGAGCAGGGCGAGCAGGAGUACAAAAACUGUGAACUGGACAAGAACCAGCGUCAAUGUGUGGAAUACGCUCUGAAGGCUCAGCCCCUGAAGCUCUACAUCCCCAAGAACCCGGUCCAGUACAAGUUCUGGUCCAUCAUCAACUCCACGGCCUUCGAGUACGUCAUGUUUGUGCUCAUCCUGCUCAACACCGUCACGCUCGCCGUCCAGCACUACGAGCAGUCCAAGACUUUCAGCCACAUCAUGGACAUCCUCAACAUGGUUUUCACUGGACUCUUCACUGUGGAGAUGCUACUCAAACUAUUAGCUCUCAGACUCCGGCAUUACUUUGUGGAUGCAUGGAAUUCCUUUGACGCUCUCAUCGUGGUUGGCAGCGUGGUGGACAUCGUAGUGACGGAGUUCAGCAGCGGAGAGGACAGCUCUCGAGUGUCCAUCACCUUCUUCCGCCUCUUCCGAGUGAUGCGUUUGGUCAAACUGCUGAGCAAAGGGGAGGGCAUCCGCACCUUGCUGUGGACCUUCAUCAAGUCGCUGCAGGCGCUGCCGUACGUCGCCCUGCUCAUUGCCAUGAUCUUUUUCAUCUACGCCGUCAUCGGCAUGCAGACGUUUGGGAAGAUUGCCAUGCAGGAUCACACACAGAUCAACAGGAACAACAACUUCCAGACUUUUCCUCAGGCUGUCCUCCUCCUCUUCAGGUGUGCGACAGGCGAGGCGUGGCAGGAGAUUAUGCUCGCCAGUCUUCCCGGGAAACGCUGUGAUCCCGAAUCCGACUACGAGCCAGGAGAAGAGUUCAGCUGCGGGAGCAACUUUGCCAUUGUUUACUUCAUCAGCUUCUUCAUGUUGUGCGCCUUCCUUAUCAUCAACUUGUUUGUGGCUGUCAUCAUGGACAACUUUGACUACCUAACCCGCGACUGGUCCAUCCUAGGCCCACAUCACCUGGAUGAGUUUAAGAGGAUCUGGUCAGAAUACGAUCCAGAGGCCAAGGGUCGCAUUAAACAUUUGGACGUUGUGGCUCUACUUCGGAGGAUACAACCCCCUCUUGGCUUUGGAAAACUUUGUCCUCACAGAGUCGCCUGCAAGCGUCUGGUGGCUAUGAACAUGCCUCUGAACGCAGACGGCAUGGUGACCUUCAACGCCACCCUCUUUGCGCUGGUCCGCACGGCCCUGAAGAUCAAGACCGAAGGCAACCCAGAUCAAGAGAAUGAGGAGCUUCGGGGUAUCAUUAAGAAGAUCUGGAAGAGAAUGAAACCCAAACUUCUGGAUGAAGUCAUCCCCCCACAUGAAGAGGAGGAAGUGACAGUUGGCAAGUUCUACGCAACCUUCCUGAUCCAAGAUUACUUCCGCAAGUUCCGCAAAAGGAAGGAGCGAGGCGGUCUGAGUGUGGAGACCGACGCCACCAACCCGUCGGCUGUACAGCUGUGUAAAGCGGGUCUGAAGACCCUGCAGGAUCUCGGUCCAGAGAUGCGUCUGGCCCUCAAUGAAGACCUGGAGGAGGAAGAGGAGGAGGAAGAGGAAGAAGAGGAAGAGGAGGAGGAGGAUGAGGCCUUGAGGGACGAGGAAGAGACUUACCCAGUCGGACCGCACAAAGACCGGCGAGGAUCCGUCGGUCCGGGCGGGGUCACGGUUGACGGCGGCGUGGCGAACGGCGGUCUGAUCCAUCGGGUCGGUUCUCUCGGCAAAAUGUCAAACGGCGGCGAUUGGGACGCUCAUGUGUCACGGCGAGACAAUCCGAGGUCGUCUGUCAAUCAUCAUCGCCGCCGGCCCUCCGUCGGCAACGGCCUCCUCGACCGCGCCCACAAGAGGCCGUCACAUUACAAACAUGGGCGGAGAGACUUGAGGGACAGACACUGGAGGAAUGGAGACAUGGACAUGUCCAGAGAGUCACCUUACUACACAAGAGAAGAUGACGCAGACAGCAUUACUUCCACAGAAAGGUAUUACCCUGAUGAUUCGCUGCACCACGAUGGCCACGCCCCCUACCGUCACUACGGUAACGGCUACAGCGAGGGCAGGAGGACGACACGGAGGCGUCUUCUUCCGGCCACGCCCACAGGUCGAAAGCCGUCGUUCAACAUUCAGUGUCUGAGACGUCAGGGCAGCAGUGACGACUUGCCCAUGCCGGGAACCUACCACCCUAAUUCUCCUCCGCGCCGCACCCGCACUCAGACGUACAACAGUUACGACUGUCCCCCGUCGUCCGGUCCGGCCUCUACGGCGUCCUCCACAUCCUGGGCCAAUCCGUGCCCUCGCCGCGGGCGCCUCUUGUACGCUCCUCUCAUCCUGGUGGAGGAGGAGGGCAGCCCGUCAUGGGGGCGAUCAGGAGGAGGAGGAACAGGAGGCGGCCGCGAGGACAAGCCGACAGGAGCGGGAAGAGGCGUUAGCGUGACGGGAGCGGCGCCGAGUCCCGCCUGGUACGGCGGCCCCGGAGCCCCGCCUCCUUACAGAGCGUACACCACCCUCAGAGUUCCUUCUCAGCUCGGCGCGCCGUUUGGCGAGAAACGAGGCUCGGCCGACAGCCUGGUGGAGGCGGUUCUCAUCUCCGAAGGUCUCGGCCUUUAUGCGCGCGAUCCCAAAUUCGUGGCGUUUGCAAAGCGGGAGAUUGCCGACGCAUGUCACAUGACCGUGGACGAGAUGGAAUCGGCCGCCAGCGAUCUGCUGGGGUCCGCCAGCCAUGACUUCCUCAACACCGCGGCCGGAGAUGCCGCCGCGCUCUACAGCGACGAGGAGCCGAUCAGGACCGGCCGAGAGGAGGAAGAACUGGCCGACGAGAUGAGCUGCGUGACGUCAUUUUGAUGGACGGAUGCUCAUGGCCAAUCAGAGACCAGGGAGGUGGGCAGUCUGAGAAGCUCUGCAGGAAGUAGAACCCAAUUCAGGGAAGUGACAGAGGAGCUCACGUAUGUGGCUUCAAGUCGCAUAUCACGCUCGACAUUCUCAAGUGGGCGACGACGACGGACCUCCGAGUGUUUACAAACAACAACUGCUGAAGAAAAACUUGCAGUUGGGUGUUGGGUGCUAUCUGUUAGCAAUUUCCAGCCGGAUGCAUAGCAUGCUCGCUGCGCAGAUAUAAAACAUGGACUAAUUUCUGCUCCUUUUGAUAGUUUGGACAUUUUAAAGUCUCCCAGCAAACACUACAAUGUUAUAUGUUUUUAGUUUGACCUAGCUUAGCACAAGCAUUAUUGUCUGUCAUGGACAUCGCGAUGACGUCAGAUGCGUAUUAGCCUAGGCACAAGCUCCUUACUAAUUGCUAAGUGGUGGCCAAGUGGGUUUCUAGCUGACCUUCACUGUACGAGCGUCAAGUGAGCUGCCACGUUGUGGGAAAGAACGGGUUCAACAAUUGCUUUUUUGACAGUGUGCUAACUGUUAGCUAUCAGCUAACGCGUGUUAAAGGAUUCACUUGGAGAGUAUAACGCAAAAAAAAAAAAAAGAAAACUUUUACUUUUUCAUGCACGCCUCGUUGCUAUCACUAUCUGUGCCGUGUCUGAUGGAUAAGAUACUUCUUUGACUAGUCAGAGAAACUUGUACAGACAUCAGCAAUUGAAAUAAGAUGGUCAGACAUGAUUAAUCAAAAUAAGCCGGUCAGACCUGGUGAAUCCAAAUAAGUUGGUCAGACAUGAUGAAUCAAAAUAAGUUGGUCAGUCAUGAAAAAUAGAAACAAGUUGAUUGUGCAUGACCAAUUGGGAAAAAAAAUUGGCCAGACAUGACAAAUUGAACUAGACAUGAUUAACUCAUCUCAACUCAAAAUGAUGAACCAACGUCCAUCAGAUGUGACUAAUCGAAAAAAAGGUAUUCAGGAGGUGAUGACUCAGAGAAGCUCUUCAGAGAUGACUAAAAGAAAUAAGUUGAUCAGGCGUGACUAAUGGAAAAAUGACUCAAUCCAUCAUGACGAAUCGAAGGAAGUCACUCAGACAUGACUAAAUGAAAAAUUGUAUUUUGACUUGGCUAAUCAAAAUGACUUGAUCAGGCGCGAGUAACAUAAAAAGAAGAUAAUCAGGCAGGACUAAUCAAAAUAAAUCCAUCAAACUUGACAAAAUGGGCAAAAAAAAAGUUAUUCAGACAUGACCAAUGGAAGUUGAUCAGACAUAAUGGAAGUUGAUCAGACAUAACUAAUUGAAAGGUGAUCAGACUUGAGUAAUCGAAUUGUCAAGACUACUCGCAGAAUCAAUUAGCACUCCUACUUUUUGAGUACAUGCCAAUAAAAUCCAUUUUUUUGUACAUUUUUCUAGCUAGCUGUACAGCGGACGAGCGACUUCUCAUUAGCAUGUCGUCCCAUGUGGAAGCUCUUGCCGCCUAUCUGGCGCCCCCGUCAGGAUACUCUUGCGGGUUUGUGACUUUUAUAUCAGUUCUGGAUCUACUGGAAGGUGAAUUUUCGUUUUUGAUCGAUUUUUUGUUGUCAAGAUGUUUUUUUUUCUUCUUUUUUUGUAUUGAUGCUGAACAUCAGCAGCUCUCUUGUCUUCUCGUGUUCUUCCUGACCAUCGACCGAAGGGCUCACUCAUGGGUUUCCCUCCAAAUUUCAGUCGCGGGACCAAGUCAACCGUGCGUACCUCAAAUAAAAAAAAAAACAAAAACAAAA
This is a messenger RNA of Hippocampus comes (tiger tail seahorse), 8411 nucleotides long. RefSeq names its product calcium channel, voltage-dependent, L type, alpha 1F subunit (gene cacna1fb). NCBI's taxonomy places the organism in Eukaryota, Metazoa, Chordata, Actinopteri, Syngnathiformes, Syngnathidae. Bases 425 to 6634 code for a protein of 2069 amino acids. The transcript is spliced from 50 exons. Gene Ontology annotation, molecular function: high voltage-gated calcium channel activity. Gene Ontology annotation, biological process: calcium ion import across plasma membrane. The record is from RefSeq and is a predicted model, not a curated record. Gene Ontology annotation, cellular component: voltage-gated calcium channel complex; membrane.